Molecule: messenger RNA, 1413 nt
Organism: Astyanax mexicanus (Mexican tetra)
Lineage: Eukaryota; Metazoa; Chordata; Actinopteri; Characiformes; Acestrorhamphidae
Exons: 4
Coding region: 927-1394 (155 amino acids)
Source: RefSeq, a predicted model, not a curated record
ACAACCAGAGGAAUGAUGAGCCUUACAGCCACACCCAGUGGAAUGAUGACAAGUGUAAUGCCAGGCAGAGACUAUUCAUCCUCAGGUGAAUGCUAUGAAAAUGAUCCCAGCUCUCCACUGUCUAGCUCAAGCUCAACUGCAUCUUCAGCUCCUCAUAGAUUAGCUCCAGUAGACAACAACUGGCACUUUACUUUUGAACUCCCAUGGAGUAAAAUGCCAUCAGGGAUUAUGAGAAAACUCCAAAACAAAGAGCGGCCAACAGGACGGGAAAGGCCCGAGAUGAUCCGCCUGGUGGUAGGAGAGGUCCUAACCAUCUGCCCCACACCAGGGAAGAAACACUUUGAUGCAAUCGCUAGGAAGAUUGUUCAAGCCUACCCUCUGUCAUUCAAAGACGUCAUUGAAGGUCAAGUUGUGGGCAGUGGUUUUGAUUCAUUAACCAAGCAGCUGCAGAGCAGAGCUGACAAUCUUAAAAGGGGGAAAACCUCCCUUUCCUUAAAAAGACAAGCAUCUAGCACAAGUGAGGAGGGAGAAGACGUACCUUUAAAGAAGAUCAGAGUCGAUACAUAUGGCUGUGUAAAUUGGCAACCAAAGCGAAUGCCACUGGGUGAAACCAUGGAGACACAGAAAUGUAUGAAAGAAGACUUAAAAAACAUGCACAAAAAUCGAAGCAAGGAUACCAAAAGUGUUGAAAAGAAAAUGGUGGCAACUUUCUUUACUCAAAGAAGUGACAUAAUAAGCGGAAUGGAAACCCCUCUUCUGAUCACAGAGUGGCCAUAUCUGUUCGAGAUGUGUGGCAUGAUUGCUCACUUUAAAGAACUAACAGGUGUGGAUGUUGAUAGAGAAGCUCUGUCAAGCAAAUGUGGGCGAGUCGUUUCAUAUCUCCUGUCCCGUGAGAAAAAAAAAAAACUGAAGACAUCCUAACAGGUAUGGCAAUUGCCAAAGCUAAGCAUCUAGAUGCUGAUAUUCCUGCAUGUGUGAUGCUUCUUUUGAGCCAUUUCGGUGAAGACCAGGACAAGAUGUUCCUGACAGUUGAUGAAACAUGUCUGCCUUCUGAAGUUGAUCAGCUUCCAAGCACACCGUGCAUCGUUGUGUGUGGGAGUUCUGCCCUGACAUCUGAACACUUCAUGGUUGCAGUUGAUCAGACCAUCGUAAAUGGAAAUCUUACAGAUUUUGGCGAUGCCCUGGUACUGAUGUUUGCAACAUACUACUGCCUCAACAUCAGCUAUCCAGCAGAAAUGGCAGCAAGUCUGGAAUUCUUGCAGAGGUGCCUUUUCAAGAUCAACCCGGACAAGGGGAGCAAAGUCGAGAAAAGGGACUCCAAGAAAACACUAUCCAUCAAUCCCAAAGUUCUGUCUUUGAUAACCAAUAUUGCAGACUUUGAAUGGAGAGAGUAAAAGGCAUCUCGCAUAAAUU